Messenger RNA from Mesorhabditis belari, 1299 nucleotides. Lineage: Eukaryota; Metazoa; Nematoda; Chromadorea; Rhabditida; Rhabditidae. The record is from the annotation of a GenBank genome assembly.
AUGCACCGUUACACGAUUGGCGGUGAGAGCUCGGAUACUGCUCCGUCGUCACACUUUCAUCAUCUUCAUUUGGGACAUGGGCAUCCGGUUGGCUCAGACGAGGCGAAUCGGGCGUCACAAGCGUGGAGAAGACUCUCGCAAGCGGCCCGGGACCCAGCCGAGCCGACCACUCUCCGUUUGCACACAUCACUCUAUGCUGUGUCAAUGGCGGCGACGAGGAGAGCCUCGUUUGUUCGAAGUGGAGAAUUCCGUGAGACACUCACUCACUCAACUCUUUCACCGAGCAGUCAAGAAGUCGGGGAAAUCUCUCAAAUGUCCCAAUCUUCAUCCGGUCAAGUCUCUUUCUCUACGUCAUCAGCCGGCAGAAUGAGCAAUCCAUUGGCACUUAGUUCCGAAUUCCUCAUUCGCCCAGUGAUCAAAUCGGUGGCACUGAAGCGAAAGUAUGACUCGAGUCGUUCAUAUUUCGAGGAAGGACCAGAGGGAUGGUUUUGGAAGACAAAAACCGAGGAACCACCCCCAUUGAUCUCACACUGUAUGCUGGCAUUCUCCGUGAUUCUUUUCAUUCUCACAUUCCCCUGGUGUCUCUUCUUUUGCGUUAAAGUGGCAAAAGAAUACCAGCGUGUUGUCGUUUUCCGAUUGGGUCGUCUCAUUAAAGGUGGCACCCGAGGACCCGGACUUUUCUUCGUCUUUCCCUGCAUUGAUACGUGUAAAGUGGUUGAUCUACGGGUUUUAUCUUUCGAUGUGCCAGCGCAAGAGAUUCUUUCGCGAGACUCGGUGACGGUAUCUGUCGAGGCUGUCAUCUAUUUCAGAGUGUCAAACCCAGUAAUUUCUGUGACAAACGUGAACGACGCUCAGUUCUCAACAAGACUCCUCGCACAAACAACACUUAGAAAUGUGCUGGGAACGAAAACUCUAUCGGAAAUGCUUUCAGAAAGGGAUUCGAUUGCUAGUAUAACCGAAAAAGUGUUGGACGAGGGCACGGAUCCUUGGGGAGUCAAGGUGGAACGAGUGGAGAUUAAAGACAUUCGUUUACCGCAUCAACUCAUGAAGAGUAUGGCAGCCGAGGCUGAGGCUGCCCGGGACGCUCGAGCUAGAGUGAUCGCCGCCGAUGGAGAACGAGAUGCGAGCAGGUGCCUAAAAGAUGCGGCGGACACAAUUUGCAGUAAUCGAGUCUCAAUGCAGUUGAGAUAUUUACAGACUCUUCGCCGAGUGGCGGCUGAUCGAAACCACACGGUGAUUGUUCCAUUCCCCGUCGAGGUGGCCAGACAUUUCCUCAAAAAGUGUGGUCAUAAACUUUCG